Molecule: messenger RNA, 1572 nt
Organism: Fusarium tjaetaba
Lineage: Eukaryota; Fungi; Ascomycota; Sordariomycetes; Hypocreales; Nectriaceae
Exons: 3
Coding region: 1-1572 (523 amino acids)
Source: RefSeq, a predicted model, not a curated record
AUGAAGAGUCAAACAAUACUCGCGACAGCCUUGGGGGCCGGUGGUGUUCUCUCGCGGGCAGACCAUGGAGCUAUGAAGUUGGAUACAUGGUGCGUUACGUACUUGUCUACCUACCUUGUUCCUGUAGUAAGUCCUGGUCAAUCAACGGGAGCAUCUAGCUCAGUACCUGUGACACAAAUAGAGUCCCAGAGCACCGUGGAGAUUGAACCAACGCAAGCCCAAUCUGGUUCAGAAACAGUGUCGUUUGAUUCAACUACCGGAACUCUGACCGAUCUAAUCACCACAUCAUCCGGGUCCAUCGUGAGCAGCGAUGCCCUCACCACCUCAACAGGCAUAAUCGAACCACCAGGCCGCUCAGUAAUCUUCCUCAUCUCCGCGCCCAACACCCGCAAACGCCAAAACACAGACAAGGGUUUCGUCGGGAAUGACAACCCAUCAAUAUGCACCUUUGCUCAAAGCUUCAACCUAGCAGAAGAGCAGCUCUUCAUAAGUGGCGUACCGUUCUUCUACGAUGGCGAAGACUAUAAAGAGCUUGCUGUCGGCCCUGCGCCUCCGGCAGGUGCUGUUACGAGGCUCUUUGGAACGACUGGACGGGCGCUGCAGGUGGAUCUGCCUGGUAUCACAGCAGGAUUUUGUCAGGCGAGCGAUGGGAGGAUUUACGUUACUUUUACGAGUGGACCGGUUGGGUGUGAGGUUGUGACCUUGGAGGUGUAUGAUGAGAGACAGUGUCAGAAUGGGAGACUCGUUGGUCUCGACACGACUACGAGCGCGACUGAGACCGCGACUUCCGAGGCCAUCAGCCCUGAAAGUGUUACCAGUGUCGAAAGUUCUGCGACAACAGAGACCAUUGCAUUGAGUUCUGAUAGCAUCGCUGCAUCAAGCAGUAUUUCUCAGACCCAAUCUGUCGGGCCAGUUUCACAAACAACUGAGCCCGAAGCAUCUACAGCCGCAUCGGAAGUCUCCACACUUUCUCCAGCCUCAUCUUCUGCUCUCGAGGAAACCACCACUGAAGAGGUAUUCCCAACCAGUGCGCCUUCGCCCAUAAGCACAUCUUCUGAGGUAGAAGACUCAACUUCAAUGGAGCCAUCAUCACAGGCUUCAUCAGAGACAACAGAGGCUGCUGAAAGUAGCUCUGAGGAGAGUACCUCAGCUGCCGCACCUGAAACUACCACUGAAGCUGGACAGCCCUCUACAGAGACCACUACGGAGGUGGAAGAGGUCACCUCUAACGAAACGGUUGUUGAGAGCGAGACCACAACCGCUGAGUCUACAGCUACGGAGGAAGAUACAACGACUGCCGUUCUUACUACUGAAGCUGGGCAGCCCUCUACAGAGACCACUACGGAGGUGGAAGAGAUCACCUCUAACGAAACGGUUGUUGAGAGCGAGACUACGACCGCUGAGCCUGCAACUACGGCAGAAGAUACAACGACUGCCGUUCUUACUACUGAAGAGAGCUCGACUGAAGCUGCAACUGCUGAAGAGACAACCACAGAAGACAUUACAACCAUAGAGUCAACAAUCGACCCAACGACAACAACUUCCGCAGCCCCCCCACCACCUCCCCCCUAG